Messenger RNA from Sparassis crispa, 1398 nucleotides. Its product is annotated as Kynureninase. Gene Ontology annotation, molecular function: kynureninase activity; pyridoxal phosphate binding. The transcript has 5 exons. The coding region runs from base 1 to 1398 and encodes 465 amino acids. Lineage: Eukaryota; Fungi; Basidiomycota; Agaricomycetes; Polyporales; Sparassidaceae. Gene Ontology annotation, cellular component: cytoplasm. The record is from RefSeq and is a predicted model, not a curated record. Gene Ontology annotation, biological process: NAD+ biosynthetic process.
AUGGCUUCCCCAGCGAGCACACCCGAGCGCGACCCGCUGGACGCGCUGCGCAGCGAGUUCGUGAUCCCGACGAACCGCGCGAUGAAGGCGACAGCGGUCGCCCCCGAGCUCGCGGACGCGCCGUGCACGUACCUGUGCGGGAACUCGCUCGGCGUGCUCCCCCGCCGCGCCCGCGCGCUCGUCGACGAGGAGAUGGAGGUGUGGGCGACGCGGGGCGUAGAGGGCCACUUUGACCACCCGCACGGGCGCGACUGGGUGCGCAUCGCGGACCUCGCGCACCCGAUGCUCGCCGAGCUCGUCGGCGCGCAGGAGGCGGAGGUCGCGUGCAUGGGCACGCUCACCGCGAACCUGCACCUCAUGCUCAGCACGUUCUACAAGCCUACGGCGGAGCGCUACAAGAUCCUCUGCGAGGCGCGCGCGUUCCCCUCCGACCAGUACGCGCUCGCCUCGCAGGUGCGCGCGCGCGGGCUGGACCCCGCGGACGCGAUCAUCGAGCUCGCGCCGGCGGCGGGGGAGCACACGCUGCGCGAGGACGCGAUCCUGGGCGCGAUCGCGCGCGCGGGGCCCGCGCUCGCGCUCGUGCUCUUCAGCGGCGUGCAGUACUACACCGGCCAGCUGUUCCCGAUCGCGCGCAUCACGCGGGCCGCGCGGGCGCAGGGCUGCGUGUGCGGGUGGGACCUCGCGCACGCGGUCGGGAACGUCCCGCUCGCGCUGCACGCGUGGGGCGUCGACUUUGCGGUGUGGUGCUCGUACAAGUACCUCAACGCGGGCCCGGGCGGGAUCGGCGGGAUAUUCGUGCACGAGCGGUGGGCGGACGAGCCCGUGCGACACGCGGGGUGGUGGGGCCACGACGCGGCGACGCGGUUCGAGAUGCCGCCGCGGUUCGCGGCGAUGCGCGGCGCGCAGGGGUUCCAGCAGUCGAACCCGUCCGUGCUCGCGACGGCGGCGCUGCUCGGCUCGCUGGAGGUGUUUCGCGCGGCGGGCGGGAUGGGCCCGCUGCGCGCGCGCUCGGUGGCGCUGACGGCGCGGCUGUUUGCGCUGCUGCGCGCGAGCCGGUUCUUUGUGCCGCUGGUGCCGCCCGGGCAGGAGACGGCGAGGGAAAGGGUGGGGGUGACAGUGAUCACGCCGGAGGACCCGGAGGGGCGCGGGGCGCAGCUGUCGCUCGUGUUCCUGCCCGCGGGGCGCGGGGUGAUGGGGCGGGUGAUGGGCGGGCUCGCUGCGCGCGGGGUGGUGGGGGACUCGCGGAAGCCGGACGUGAUACGGCUGGCGCCGUGCCCGCUGUACAAUACGUUCGAGGACGUCGAGCGGGCCGUGCGGGUGCUGGACGAGGUGUUGGAGGAGGUCGAGAGGGAGGGCUCGACGGGGGGCGCGGACGAGGGGGAAAGAAAGCCCGAAUGA